Messenger RNA from Symbiodinium natans, 2652 nucleotides. Lineage: Eukaryota; Dinophyceae; Suessiales; Symbiodiniaceae. The record is from the annotation of a GenBank genome assembly.
AUGAGCCACACUAAAUGGAGAGCUUUCCUGAGUGGGGCCAGCUUGGCCUGGCUGGAGCCAAGAGCGGAGGUGCUGCGCUCGAGCCAGCUGUUGGCGAGGCGCUGCAGCAAAGAUUGUCUCCAGCUCGGACCAGCGGCGACUCAACUUCCAUCUCGCUCCGCGGAGAAAGAGGCUGUUCGACGGCAACAGUUUCCAGGUGAACCUUUUGUGGACAGCUACUUGGAGCAGAUCUAUCCCAGCAACUACGUUGCUAGCCCUCAUUCAGCCGUCACCACGAAGCUGCUCCCAUCAGAGGCAGGCUCGCGGGCGUCAUCGCCGCAGCUCGGCUCGGGCAUGCGCGCAGGUUCCGCCAACAGCCGCAGCAGCUGCAUCUCCAUUUCCAGCCAAGGGUCCUCAUCAUGGAAGAUGCAGCUGAAAGGUUCUCGGCAGAAGUUGCUGGAGAGAUUCUGUACCACCAAGCGCGCCUUCGAUGCAUUUCUUGGGACCAUCCGUGAGCUCAAGCGACUUCGAUAUUGGACUGGCGACAUGCUGGACGUUGAGCUCCCGCAAGAGCAGUUCUGCGCGUUUCUGACCAAGCAUUUCAAGAACAUCCCGAAGGAGGAUCACACCGGCAUCUUCCGCUUUUUCGACACGGAUGGGAGCGGCGAGAUCUCCCUGGGCGAGUUUUACGCUGUGAUCGAGGCGAUGUCCCCAGUACGUUGCUUGGCCGACCUUCGCUGCAGGUGGAUUGCGCUGGGCUAUGGCUCAGCGUGCCGGGCGAUGGAACUCAUGGCGCCACGAGCGAAUUGGGCCUCUCGACGCUACAAUAGUCACCAAUUCGGGUAUCUGUUGAGCAAAGUCGGUGUGCUGGAGUGGGAGGAGCACCUUUACAUCUUCUCGGCAGUCGCCGCACCGAACAUGGCAAGCACGGUUUCCCUUGCCGAGCUGUAUGCGGCCCUGAGCUCUGUCUCCCCAUGUCUGCUGCUCGAAGAAUGGCGGCAGCGCCUGGAGACGAUAUAUGCCGAUGUUGACAAAGCCUAUGACCCCAUGGAGGACAUUGUCACACAGGCACCUCUUGAUCAGAGCAAGUUUGUCGCCCAGGCCGGAGAACACUGGAAUAUGUCCGUGCAUGAGGCAAAGAGGUUCUUCAGGCUCUGCGAUUAUGACCUGAAAGGGAAGAUGACAAGGAAGAAGUUUCUGACCGUGCUCAAGCUUGUCAAGCCUACGCUCAGGAUGGAGCAUCUGAGGAGCAAGCUCAGGCUGUUCUAUGCGAAGGUGAUUCGCAAAGUCCGAUCUGUGAAUAAGAAGGCAAGCCUAGAGUCGUUGGCUAUGACAAUCGUCAGCAACUUCCUGCAGUACAAGCAGGACCCAAAGAUCUCAAGAAAGGUCGUCCCAGACGACUUUCAGAGGACAUAUGACGUCCUGCAGCUCACGGAGAAGGACACCGCGCUCCUCUUCAGCUUCGUGGAUCUCAGAGGUUCGGGCAAGCCUGAUCCGAUCUUCUGGCACAUGCUCAAGAACUUCUCGCCCUCCGUUGUCCUGGAGGACUUGAGCGUGCUGAGUUCCACAGUUGCGACCACGGCCCUCAAGCAUGCGCGAGAGGCUCAGAAGCUGCCAGCGUGGCAAGCGAGGCACCUGGGCUUGAACCGCAACCUGACCCCAGAGCUACAAGCGUGGUCUGAGUUGGUCGAUGGAAGCAGGGAGUCUUCCUUGCUUUCGGCGUCGGUGCCUGGCUUGGCAGCAAUGGCCGCCGCCUCCCGGAAGGAGGCAGCCAUGCUUGCUCCCCUGGCCGCCAUCUCCUGUGGCAUUGGAGGCGGCCUUGGCACGAGGCCUUUGGCCGAAGCCUCCAAGCACCAGCUACGGCUCCCUGAGGCGAGAAUCACGCAGGUGCUGUCAGAAGUGUAUGGUGAACUUGCCGGAGUUGAGGUCAAGGCUUCUAGCCUGCUGGACCUCUUGGAAGACUCAAGCAGUCAAGGCAUACCCAGGCAUUCGCCUGUGGGAGGCAUCUCAAUUCCCGAGCUGGCGGCGAUGGUGGGCUGCGCAGCUGCUGCAGAUGGCAUUCCAGCAGAUGUGUCGUCCGAGGGAAGGGAGGCCCGUGCACAGCUCGAGGCGCGGGCGCAUUUCGGGCCUUUCACCGACUUUGCGGUGGACCUCCGGGAGGAGGUGCGCGAGCGCGUUCGCAUCAUGGGCUUGCCAAAGCCGCUGCCGAUGGGGAGCCUCGAGGAGCCGCUGAGCUACUUGAAUGCCAGCAGUAAGCUGGUGGAUCAGGUGAGUGCUGAGGAGCCGCUCGAGAUAGAGGGUGCCCGCAUCACCGAGGCAAUCAGCGAAAAGCUUGAGACUUUGAAGCUCGUAAAGGAUGACAGCCUGCGCGAGUCUCUGUCGGCAGAGGUCUGCGCCGAGGAGACUGCGAACCUCGUCCUUCUGCAGCAGACUAGCAAGACGUCUGCGGUACAGCAUGUUCCGGCGGGCUCUGAGCAAUGGCGGUCGUUCUAUCAGCUCAUCGAGGACUGUUCAAGCUAUACUCCGGACAUCAUGAUGAUGAACAACAUGAAAAGCUACUUCCUCGACAUGGGUGGGCUGGUGGAGGAUCAAGAGGCAAUGCUCGCCAAGAAGCAGCGCUUCUCGCAACUCAAGCGACUGAGAACAGCACCUUCACUUGGCUCCCUUCAGUAG